UUCUCUCUCUCUGGUCAUGACGGAAGAUUCUUCCUCCGGAGGAAACGCUGAAUCCUCCUCUUCCUCCUCCUCUUCCUCCUCUUCCUCCUGUCAGGGAUCGGCUGUGAGCUAACCGCUGUCCUCCGCAGCGGUAGAUGUCCUCGGUCAUGGCCCAGCGGGACGCCGGCAGCCCCAGCCCGGUGGUGCGGCAGAUAGACAAGCAGUUCCUGGUGUGCAGCAUCUGCCUGGAUCACUACUGCAACCCCAAGGUGCUGCCCUGCCUGCACACCUUCUGCCAAAGCUGCCUCCAGAACUACAUCCCCCCGGAGUCCCUGACUCUCUCCUGCCCCGUCUGCCGGCAGACGUCCAUCCUGCCGGAGAGGGGAGUAGCGGCGCUGCAGAACAACUUCUUCAUCACCAACCUCAUGGAGGUCCUGCAGCGGGAGCCCGAUCGCUCACGGCCCGAGACCUGCAGCGUCCUGGAGUCGGUUAGCGCCGCCGCCGCAGGGAAACCGCUCUGCUGCCCCAACCACGACGGCAAGGUGAUGGAGUUCUACUGCGAGUCGUGCGAGACGGCCAUGUGUCUAGACUGCACGGAGGCUGAGCAUCGUGAACACGACACCGUCCCGCUGAGAGACGUGGUGGAGAAACACAAGGGGGCGCUGAAGACGCAGCUGGACGACAUCACCGGCAGACUCCCCCAGCUGACGGCAGCCAUCGAUCUGGUGUCUGAAAUCUCCCGCCAGCUGAACGACAGGAAGAACGAGGCGAUAAACGAGAUCAGCGUUAGUUUCCAGGAGCUGGAGCGGCUGCUGCAGCAACGCAAGACGGAGCUGAUAACGGACCUGGAGAACAUCUGCAGCAACAAGCAGAAGGUCCUGCAGGCCCAGCUGGACGUCCUGCUUCAGGGGAAGGAGCAGAUCCAGAGCAGCUGCAGCUUCACGGAGCAGGCGCUGAGCCACGGCAGCGCCACCGAGGUUCUGCUGGUCCAGAAACAGAUGAGUGAGCGGGUGACGGCUCUGGCCCGACACGACUUCCCGGAGAAACCGCACCAGAACGCUCACCUGGAGUGUCAGGUAGAGACCGACGGCCUCCGUCGCUCCAUCCAGAACCUGGGCGUCCUCCUCACCACGGCGGCGGUCGCUCACACCUCCGUGGCGACGGGGGAAGGACUCCGUCACGCCGCCACCGGGCAGAACCAAACCAUCACCGUCACCACCAAGGACAAGGACGGGGACUUGGUGCGGACGGGAAACGCCGCCCUGACGGCCGAGAUCGUGUCGGCAGACGGUGGCCGGGCGGCGGAGGCGGAGGUGACGGACAACAAGAACGGCACGUACGAGGUUAGCUUCACGCUGCGCUGCGAGGGCGAGUUCUCCCUGGACCUGGCGCUGUACGGCCAGCCGCUCCGCGGCAGCCCCUUCCGCCUGCGCGCCGUCAAGCCCUGCGACGUCCCACCAUCGCCCGACGACGUGAAGCGGCGGGUCAAGUCCCCCGGCGGGACGGGCGGCCACGUCCGCCAGAAGGCGCUGCGCCGGCCCGCUAGCAUGUACAGCACCGUCAAGAAGAAGGAGAACCCCAUCGAGGACGAGCUCAUCUACCGGGUCGGUUCCCGCGGCAGAGAGAAGGGCGAGUUCACCAACCUGCAGGGAAUCUGCACCUCCAGCAACGGGAGGGUGGUGGUGGCCGACAGCAACAACCAGUGUAUCCAGGUGUUCUCCAACGAGGGCCAGUUCAGGAUGCGGUUCGGGGUCCGGGGCCGGUCCCCCGGGCAGCUGCAGAGACCGACCGGCGUCACGGUGGACGUGAACGGAGACAUCGUGGUGGCCGACUACGACAACCGCUGGGUCAGCAUCUUCUCCCCCGACGGCAAGUUCAAGAACAAGAUCGGGGCGGGCCGCCUCAUGGGGCCCAAGGGCGUGGCCGUGGACAGAAACGGACACAUCAUCGCCGUGGACAACAAGGCCUGCUGCGUCUUCAUCUUCCAGUCCAACGGGAAGCUGGUGACCAAGUUCGGAGGACGAGGGACGACGGAGAGACAGUUCGCAGGUCCGCACUUCGUCGCAGUCAACAAUAAGAACGAGAUUAUUGUCACGGAUUUCCACAAUCACUCCGUGAAGGUUUACAGCGCCGACGGUGAGUUCCUGUUCAAGUUCGGCUCCCACGGCGAAGGCAACGGCCAGUUCAACGCCCCGACGGGCGUCGCGGUCGACGCCAACGGCAACAUCAUCGUGGCCGACUGGGGCAACAGCCGGAUACAGGUGUUCGACAGCGCCGGCUCCUUCCUGUCCUACAUCAACACGUCGGCCGACCCGCUCUACGGCCCGCAGGGCGUCGCCCUCACGUCCGACGGACACGUGGCCGUGGCCGACUCUGGAAACCACUGCUUCAAAGUUUACCGAUACCUGCAGUAGAACAACGACGACUCUGGAAACCACUGCUUCAAAGUUUACCGAUACCUGCAGUAGAACAACGACGCUAGAAACCACUGCUUCAAAGUUAACGAUACCUGCAGUAGAACAACGACUCUGGAAACCACUGCUUCAAAGUUAACGAUACCUGCAGUAG
This is a messenger RNA of Cololabis saira (Pacific saury), 2547 nucleotides long. Its product is annotated as tripartite motif-containing protein 3-like. The record is from RefSeq and is a predicted model, not a curated record. NCBI's taxonomy places the organism in Eukaryota, Metazoa, Chordata, Actinopteri, Beloniformes, Belonidae. The coding region runs from base 135 to 2393 and encodes 752 amino acids. Gene Ontology annotation, molecular function: translation repressor activity; protein binding; zinc ion binding. The transcript is spliced from 16 exons. Gene Ontology annotation, biological process: negative regulation of translation; proteasome-mediated ubiquitin-dependent protein catabolic process; protein polyubiquitination.